AUGAAGCAACAUCUUCUGACCUGCUUUAAAUGCCCACAAGCCGUAAAAAAACAAAUUAACGAUGUCAAUAACUCACAAUCCAACUUAACACCAGAAUCCACAACCACUUCAUUGAACUCGGAGAACACAUCAACCGAGAAAAUUAGAGAUUUAAGAGGUGUUUGUGAAGGCAAUGAACUAAAUCAGGCGGAAGAAACUGAAGCCAUGGAAUUAAUCUAUAACCUCGCUGAGCAUUGCAACAUUGACUGUCUUGUUGACCUGGCUAAAUAUAACGGUAAAGAAGGUCUUUGGAGCAAACCAUUUACUUGGAAGGUCGCUGAGAAAGUAAAUCACAUUUUAUGUGAAGAUACUGUUCCAGAAAGGUCCGACAUGGAAGACACAGAUGAUGAUAUGUUGCACGAUGCUGCAAUGGAGGGUCACAUGCAAGAGGAUAUGGAAUCUUCUCUCAGGGAGGAUAUAUGGGAAGCUAUGGAACCAGUAGCUUCAACUUCACAACAAACUAAUCAUAUUGAAUUCGUAAAUAUUAGCGAAUGUUUAUAUGAUACCGAUAGUGAUUAG
Parnassius apollo (apollo) is the source of this 558-nucleotide messenger RNA. The record is from the annotation of a GenBank genome assembly. NCBI's taxonomy places the organism in Eukaryota, Metazoa, Arthropoda, Insecta, Lepidoptera, Papilionidae.